UGGUCGCGGUGCGUGUCGGGAAGGCGGAUCCAGGGAGUGGGAGGAGGCUGCUACAGUGUUUGUGUGUAUCUCGGCGCUUCCUCAAAGCGGUAUAACCAGGAGGGGAGCCAGAGAGGGGUCGUGAAUAUUCCUCACACGGACUGUGACAUCCCCCCCUGAGCAGUGGGACCGGCCAUGAACGACACCGCUCAGCUGUGCGGCCCCGGGGAAGGCGACAGGGUGAGUGGGAGGCGGUGUGACGUGGGUGUUGGUCAUUACGUCAUUCAAUAACUACAACUCCCAGCAGCCCCUCUGCCACCGGCACAUUUAGACGUUUAGUGGCGCUAAUCGUUCUCUGUACAGUCACAGCAGCUUCUCCACAGCAGGUGUAAACUGUUUUCUCUAAGGAAGCCAUUACAUGAUGGAGCCUGAAAUUAUCCGAAUGUAUUCAUCUUCCCCUCCUCCUCUUGACAGUGUGGCUGACGAUGAUGAUGAAGAUGAGUUUGGCGAAUUUGGGGACUUCUCUGGAGUCGGUAACUCUGGAAUGGGUUUCGCUGAAUUUGCAACUGUCGGUUAUUCCAAAACCCAAGAGGAAUUUAUUCCAGCUAAACCUGUUUUGCCUAUUCAGGAUUACUCUGACAGUUUGAACAACUUCACUAGCCUUACUGCUGUCAAAGACACGGAGAACAUCUUGGAGACUGAUUCAAAGAAAGGACAACAUGGAGACGUAGACACACAUGGAAGUUAUGAAUCAAAUCUGUUUAAUGUUCCUGCAUUUGAUGAUAAAGGAAACUCCGGAGAGAAAAUAAAAAAGGCUGAUUUGUAUUCAAACUUUGUCAGUCCUGUGUCUUCUGGUGAUGAUACCGAGUUCACAAGCAGAAGCCUUGAUUCACUCAAUGUCACUUGUAAUGGUGAGAAGGUGCACUCUGAGGAGAACCUUACAAAUGGCUUUGCAGCAGGUGAUUCUGUUAAUCCUCAGGGAAUAGAAGAUCGGGACAGCAUUGAUGAUUCCAAGGGAUAUAAUACCAUUGCUAACCAUAAUACUGACCCAAGCAGUAACUUUUUAACCAGUACUGCAGUGGACUUUGCAGAUUUUUCCACAUUUUCAAAAAAAGACUCUAUACAUUUAGGGGGCACAGAGCUUCAGUCACACAAAGGUAUAUAUGAAGGGCAAGAUUUAAGUAUUACAAGUAGAAGUCCAUUAAGUAGUGUAGAAAAUGGUAGCCCCCAAAUAAAGGAUGUAGUUACACCUAUCUCUGGAAACGGGGAUGGAAUUAAUACCUUAGUUCUUUCAAAUUGCACUUCAGAAACAGGAUUAAUCAUAGCCAACAAUGUUGCACCCCAUGACAAUGUUGUGAUUGCAACAGACAUUGAUGCUGCUGAUAAAACUCCUGUACCAUUAGCAGCCACGGAGGAAACCAUUGGCAAACUUGCAGACGGGGAGGUGAAUGAAGAAGUGUUAGAAACCACUGAUGAGCACGGUUGUACCUCUCAUAAUAAUGCAGUCGGACGCACAGAGAAUGUUAAACAAUCAACGAGCAGCAUAGAUAAUGGUGAGCAUAGUUUGACAAUCGACAGUAGUGUGUCUGAAGCUCCUUGUGCAAAUUCACUUCCAUGUUUUACAGACUCAAGUGACUCCAAUAACACCUCGAAUGGAAUGUCGGAUGAUAAAGAAAAUGAUUUGAGUGAUAAUUUGGGGGAUUUUAAUGAGACCAAUGCAACCCCAUUCCAAGCGGAGAUAAAACCAGCUGUGGAUGAACAGUUGACGUUUUCAGGCCUUGGUGUUAAAUGUCCCGAGGCAGAUAAAGAGGAGGAGUUUAGUGAGUUUGGAGACUUUGGUUCACUUGCAAAAGAUGAUGAGCAAAAUUUGCAAGACUUUGAUGAUUUUGCAGACUUUAGCUCUGCCACUAAUAUUAAACCUCAUUCAGAUUGGAAUGCUUUUGACGAUGACCAUUCAGAAGGGCCUUCAUGGGCAGUGUUUGUAGAUGAAAAGGACUCUUUAGUUCCAGACUCUGAGACCUGGACUUCACAUAGGACAGAUGUACAAUCUAGCUCUGGAGAGUGGGACGUUAAAACAGAAAAUAUCAAUUUACCCAUAUUCCCGGAGUCUGGAUUAACUUCUGUCACUGAUCAAUCAACAGAUGCCUUUCAGCAAUCGUUACAGAGCCGUUUUGAUCAAGUCAUCCAGGUUUGUUUUCCUCUUCCUCCUCUUUUUCAAGUAGGAGAAAAUAUAUCCUGCUUGGAUCACUGGCUUAAAGUAGAGGCAAAUGAAGAAGCUGCAAAACCCAUGCCUAGCAUAAGAGAAGUGCUGGACAUCUGGGCUGAUCUGCAAAAGAUCCACGAUGCUUAUGGACUAAAAUACCAGUGGGGCGGCUCUCACAGCAACAAGAAACUUCUCCGCUCCCUUGGAAUUGACACAAGGAACAUACUUUUUACAGGCAACAAAAAGCAGCCCGUCAUUGUACCCAUGUAUGCAGCCAGCCUGGGUAUGCUAGAACCAACAAAGCCUUUAUCUGCUGCUGAAAAGAUCGCAUCUAUAGGGCAAUCUUCUCCUGUUCCUCCAGAAGAAUUAAUCUGUACUACUGAUCAAAUGCAGGAAUCCCUCCCACCUGUCCAGUUUGACUGGAGUAGCAGUGGCCUUACCAACCCUCUAGAUGCUAGUGGAGGUUCUGCUGUCCUAAACCUCGAUUUCUUUGGGCCCGUGGAUGACAGUGGUUCUAAUGCCGCCACCACAAUCCCAGGUGUGGAUCCAGAGUUAUAUGAAUUGACAACAUCAAAGCUGGAAAGUGUUGGCACCAGCAGCAAAGUAACAGAUGCAUUUGCCAGACUCAUGUCCACGGCAGAGACCACAAGCACAUCCACAAGAAAGCCCAGGCGGGAUGAGAACCUAAGUGAAGAAGCUGCGAAGGUCAUCGCCAGCCUCCCGGAUUUAUCAUUCAUGUACGCCAAGGUGUUAAUGUUCCCAGCCACACUAACACCUUCCACUCCGGUCAAGGCCGAGUGAGAUAAGAAGAAUGUCUUUGGGAGAGAAAUUUUCCAGAAUCACUUGGAUGUUUUAUAUCCAAACUUUUUAAAAAGUGUAAAACGAAUAAGUAAAAAGCGUUGUUGCUUUUUUUUUCCUAACCGUGAAAUAUUCCGAAGAAAUAUCGGCGAGCAGCACUAAAAGGUAUAUACAUUUUCAUGUAUACUUAAACACUGAAUUCUACGUUUCUAUACAAAAUCAGAAGAGAAUUUGUAUAUAAUGGCGACGUGUGAACUUUUUUUUUAAUGUUAGGUAAUACACUGAUUUAUUCUUUCUUAUAAAAUGAAAAACAGACAAAAUGUGAACCUAGAGGCCCCACAUUCACUGCCUGUGUUGUCUGUUCUCACAUCUGACUGAUGCUUCGAAGCUUCUCCCCAAAUCUAUUGAUGUUAAUGUUACAUUUGCAAUGUCCAGUGUUUUGUGUGUCAGUUGUACAGGGGGUCUGACCCUCCCAUAAAGGGACAUGUCUCGUAUUGAAUGCCAGUGCAUUAUGGGAGCAGCAGGGCUUUGUGGGUAUGACCGGUGCAUACGUUUUGUUUCUUUUGCUGCUCGAUUUUAUGAUUCAGAACAUAUCGUGUUCCCCAUCCACCCGGCAUCCCGUGUCUCUGUCCUGGUUUGUUUCUGUUACAAAUGAAGAUCCUUAUAAAGUCGAUUAGGGGGUUCUGAACUGAUUCUGGGUAUGUCCAGCUUGAUUCUGGGUGAUGAGGGACCAAAAAUAAUAUGAAUGUGUUUGGGAGGAAUACUCCUGUUUUGUGUCUGUUGUACCACUAUCUUUCUGAUUUGCACAGUGUAAAGAAGCAUAAUCAUAGGUCGCUAUGGUUUUAGGCUGUACAUACGUACACAAGAAUCUGGGAUGUGUUUGUCUGGGAAAAUUCCUAUGGAAAAAAAAAACCAUUGGAUCUGUAACAACAAGGUCUAAGCGCAUGGCCAAGUUCUUUACAAAUGUAAGCGUGUACAUUUUCUUUUAGCUUACACACAAAUAAAAUUAUUUAAAUAA
Molecule: messenger RNA, 3998 nt
Organism: Xenopus laevis (African clawed frog)
Lineage: Eukaryota; Metazoa; Chordata; Amphibia; Anura; Pipidae
Gene: aftph.S
Product: aftiphilin S homeolog
Exons: 10
Coding region: 398-2983 (861 amino acids)
Cellular component (GO): trans-Golgi network membrane; AP-1 adaptor complex
Molecular function (GO): clathrin binding
Source: RefSeq, a predicted model, not a curated record